AGAAUGACAGUUUUCGAGAACUCUCAAACCAUUCAGCGGUUAGUCAGAGAAGCAGUCGCCAAAAGAGAUCUUCCACAUUUACCUUGUCGUUUAGUAGCCGUCAGUAAAACCAAACCAGUUUCAGACAUUGUGGAGGCUUAUAACGCGGGCAUCCGCCACUUCGGUGAAAACUACAUCCAAGAGCUACACGAGAAAUCGAAUGAUUCGACUAUUAUAGAGAAGUGUCCUGAUAUCAAAUGGCAUUACGUUGGUCAUCUUCAGAGCAACAAGAGUAAAUUGCUAUCGAAAGUCAAAAAUCUGUUUUUAAUGGAAACAAUUGAUAGCACUAAACUGUGUGAUAAAUUGAACAGCGAAUCAAUGUUACCAGAAUCAGGAAGCAGGUUAAAAGUUUUGGUUCAAGUCAACUCCAGUGGUGAAACUCAGAAAAGUGGAACAACGUCUAACGAAGCGGUUUCUUUAGUUGACCACAUUGUUUCAAAGUGCCCAAAUUUAGAGUUCAGAGGAUUAAUGACAAUUGGAAGUUAUGGCCACGAUUACACUCAAGGUGAAAACCCAGACUUUGAAGUUUUGUUAUCUUGUAAAGAAAGGCUUUUGGAUCACAUGGGUUUAAAAGAAGCUGAUCUGGAAAUGAGCUUUGGCAUGUCGAAUGAUUACCUGCAUGCAAUUUCGAUGGGCAGUACAAACGUGAGAGUGGGAAGUUCUAUAUUUGGAAGCAGGCAAUAUCCAACCAGCUGAUUAUGCUUUUUCGGCAGUUUCCUUACAAAUGAAAAAUUUUCUUAUUAAUUUGUAAUGAAAUUCAUAAAUCUGUAGAUAGAUUCAAGAAUUGAAGUUUGGAAAGACUCAA
This is a messenger RNA of Symsagittifera roscoffensis, 844 nucleotides long. RefSeq names its product pyridoxal phosphate homeostasis protein-like. The transcript has a single exon. Gene Ontology annotation, molecular function: pyridoxal phosphate binding. Gene Ontology annotation, cellular component: intracellular anatomical structure. The record is from RefSeq and is a predicted model, not a curated record. Lineage: Eukaryota; Metazoa; Xenacoelomorpha; Acoela; Convolutidae. Bases 4 to 735 code for a protein of 243 amino acids.